Molecule: messenger RNA, 4781 nt
Organism: Xyrauchen texanus (razorback sucker)
Lineage: Eukaryota; Metazoa; Chordata; Actinopteri; Cypriniformes; Catostomidae
Product: F-box only protein 33
Exons: 4
Coding region: 154-1617 (487 amino acids)
Biological process (GO): SCF-dependent proteasomal ubiquitin-dependent protein catabolic process; positive regulation of protein ubiquitination
Cellular component (GO): SCF ubiquitin ligase complex
Molecular function (GO): protein binding
Source: RefSeq, a predicted model, not a curated record
AGCAAAGCUCAUCCUCGCGCAGUUAUUUGUUUUCAACAAUCACCGCAUCAGCGGAGAGGCAAGAGGCCAGAUACAUACGGGAAAGGAGAGGCACGGUUACGUUACAUAACGGUUGCGUUUUUAACCUUCAUUGAAUCUUUCUAGCCUCUCGCCAUGGCUCUGUGCAGCAGCGUCGGAGCCUUGGCGUUACCCAGCGAGCUUAUUGUUCACAUAUUCUCCUUUCUGUCAGACCGCGAUAAACUGCGGGCCUCGGCCGUGUGCUCGCGAUGGAGGGAGUGUCUCUUCUACCCCGCGCUGUGGACGGAACUCAAGCUCUGCGUUGGCGGCGGAACAAACGGUGGCGGCUCUGGCUCGGAACAAACCCCGCGGUUAGAGUUCCUCAUGCGCAAGUUCGGUUCGUUCGUGCGGGAACUGCAACUGGAGUUCGCCCCGGUCGAGGGCUGUUUUAACCCGCUGCAAAAUGGAAUGGAUCCCGUCGAGAGCGACCCGCAGUUUGCGGAGCGCUGGAAAGAUGCUAUGGGCACUUAUUUGGAUCAGGUGUCGUGUGUAUUGGGCAGUCUGCGAAAUAACAGAAACCUCCAGAAGUUGAGUCUGUAUGGUGAUACGUGCAUUCUCCAGGAUGAUGGCAUUUUAGACGGCUCUUACCUAAACCAGGUUGACCAAGGGGGCAAGAAAAUAAAAGAGAUCCAGCAGCUCUUUGAAGAGAUCCUUUCCAACAGCAGGCAGAUGAAGUGGCUGUCUUCUGCAUUCAUGAUUGGUGUGGUGACCCCUUGCUCUCUAGCCUCUCUCUCCAACCCCAGCACCAGCUCCCUCGAGCACCUCAGUCUGAUAGAUAACCAGCUGCCCACCCUGAUCUCCACCGUCGAGGUGGAAAGGCUCGUCAACCUGCGGUCUUUGUCUCUUGACUUCUGCGACUUCACCUCCGACAUGUGCCGUCUCCUUGCUGGCAUUGACCGAGCACCCCUCCAUCGCCUCUCCCUCUUACUCAACGGCACUGCUUUGAAUAUCAAGCCUCUGGAUGUUACAGCGGCUGAGGACGAUUGGAAAGCCUUGGUCCGUCGCAGCACAAACCUACGUGUGUACAUCAUUGGCAUGGACGUGAGCAGCCAGGACCUUCUACGCAUUCUUAAGCCCAGCUUGCCCCUGGAACGUAUCCACCUGGACAGCUACAGCACACUGGUGACAGACGGUGUUGUGGAGCUUAUCUCGCAGCAGUACCACAAAACCAUCACCCACUUCAUCUUGAUGAGAGAUGACACUGGAUUCCCUGACCUCAGUGUCAACCGUAACGAGGAUCCACUGGUUCUGCUCGCCUGGCGCUGUGUACACCUAGCAGUCUUGAUCAUUCAUGGCUACACUGUGUGGUCCCACAACCUGGUGGCCAUCUCUCGCUUGCGUGGGUCCAGCCUCAAAGUCCUUGAAGUGUCCGAAGAGAGCAUCGACUUUGACCCAGAUCAGUCGGUGUACAUCGAGGGUGACCCCGUCCACAACCUAGUGAAGGAGGUGUCCCUGGGCCUGGGACGAGUCUGGCAUCCCUCCCUGGACAACAGCAUGGUCCUGAACGAGCCCUCUCAGCACUUCCACCGUGAGAUGCAGAGCUUCAGCGCGGGCAUGUAGGACACUCCAGGGCCCCGUUACCAAAUGCCCUACUCUUUAACCCUGUGCUUGGUGAUCUUUCACUUAAAUGGGCUCUUCUGAUUUUACAUAUUGUUUUUUUUUAAUUGCUUUUUUUUUUCUUGAAGUGUAAAUUACUCCUUUAAAUGUGCUGUGUUUAAUCAGUAUUAGCUCUAUAUUUAUAUCUAUAUCUAUAUAUCCUGCUUAUUACUAGGAAAGUAUAGUUGGGUAUUGGUUUAGUAGUUAAUGAGUGAAUGGUAGAGAAGGGGCUUUUAUACAGCUAGCUUAAAAGUUGUACGGUGAGUUGUCGAAUCUCUUGCUUUGUCCGUUUGUUGGUUUCCCCUAGAAAGAGUGGAGUUACCUCAAACUUUCUGCGGCUCCUUCUUGGCUUUCGUAACGACGAAAUCCCACAUUCUCGUUCACCUUUUUCAAAGGGAGACUAGUCUUCUGGCCGAGGGAUCGCUGAUCCACUGUAGUUAUGACCCUUUCUCUUUGUUUAUCAGUGUGUAAGUGUUGUUUGGAAGUGAGGUUUGGUGGAAACGACACGUUUCGGGACAUAGAUCCCCCUGGUUUUUUCACCUGGAAUUAGAUUCACCUCUGCUGGUGAAACCAAUCGUAGAGAUGUUUAUUCUGGUGUUUAACGCCUGCAUGCUGACUGCCCUUCAGCACAAUAUCUGGGCCCAGCCAUAGGUGUUUGUUUUCUUUGUGUGUGUGUUUUGUUUUACGAAGUCCUUCCCGUCUGUCUCAGGUAGGCAAAAAUUAUAUGACAAGGAAGAUGAAGAAAUGGUUAUGAUAUUUUGGUGAGAGUGAAAACAAUCAGAUGUUCCGUCAAGUUUUAAUUGUUCUUCUCGAGUCACAGUUGCCUUGAAACUCCCACCCUUUUUCAUAAUCAAUGCUCUUUAGGCUUGGAUUAAGUCUGUUCAGUGUUAAUAUGGAUCAUUCAAUGCAUAAUUCCUAACAGAAGUAAUCCUCAUUGGAUCACAGUUGAGAGUGAAAAACUCUGAAUGGACUGAAUCCAGGUCACAGAAUUUCAUCUGUAAAACAUUAGAAUGGAGGGAGGCAGAAAAUUGCUUGUUCCAUAUCUCAGGAUUCCUGCACUUGCAGUACUUUUCCAGCCGUAAGCUUUUGUUAAAGCUGUUUGUUAAAAGGGUUGGCACGCUCGAUGGGCAAAAUGUUGUAGAUUUCUGGAGACGAGAGAGCUCUUCCAAAAGAAUGCGCUUUUGAAGUUGCUGGUUUUUAUUUAUAGCUGUCUGAUUUCCCUAGAUUACUCUUUAAGAAUUGCAAUUCUCGGUGUGUUGUUUGCUUUUACAUAUAUUGUCUAUAUUGUUUGCUUUUUAAAAAACACAGUUGAGGGAAGUUGCUUGCAUAGUCUUAAGUGAAUGUCAAACUAAAGUAUUUUUUUGAAAGUGGCAGUAUUUUUGCUUUGCAGAAGACUCCUCUUUAGAAAGCAUACCUUUAUUUUCGUGUGCUUGAAAAAUUAAGCAAUGUCGAAGACCAGAGUACUUUUAAAACCAUUAAAAUGCCUCGUGAACUUAACUCUGUCAGACCUAAGAACUUCCUGUUUUGUUGGCGGUAUAGACUACCCGUUAUCUAAGCCAAACCAGGUUCGAAAUGGAAGCAUUGCUCAAUCUUCCUGGAAGAUCUGCGCUUAUGACAAACGUACAGCCAAAGCGAACUAUUGCAGCGUAAAAUCGAUAUGCAAGUGCAUUGGGGGACAACCUAGCAAUUCGCUUAUGAUCUUGUUGUUAUCGGUGGGCCAAAAAUGGGUUUGAGCAGUUAACCAAUGAGACAAUAGCAACUCUUGGCACAUGAAGGCCUGGAUGUUGUGUUUCUAUGUAGAUAAACAUAAUUCUACACUUUUAAUAUGUGAAGCAGAGUUCCAGCUUGACUAAACAUUUACAGGUUAACCUAUUUUGGUACCCAUGUCAACAUUAGUGAAAAUGAGUGAGUCUUUCGCAUUAUUUGUGGAUUAAAAUAAUUAGAAUGAACCACAAUGCUGUUUUCAGGUGCGUUGGCAUAGGUACCUGACACGCUGUAAUGGACUUUGUUGGAAUGCUCGUAUAUGUGUGCCAGUAAUGGGAUUCUGUAAUUUAAUUUUAUUUGAAAGUCCCAUUUCUACUUGGUACAGCACCAAAAAUGAACUAGAUAAGUGCGUUCCUAAUUUGAAACUUGUUUGUUGUAUAUUGAUUUUGCUGAACAGUGGAUAACGACUGGAGUCGGUGGAGACAGUGUUGGUCAGUCUUUACAACAUGUUACACACUGCUAAAGCAUUCAUACCGUGCCUAAACCCUGUAAAGCUUUCAUUUCAAACCUUUGUCAUUUGUACGUCCAUGGUCAACCGAGUUGAUGUCUAGCGCAGCAUAUGACAAGGGAUACAAAGACAUAGCAUUUUUAAACUGUCAGUGUUUUUCUGUUGUUUUCAUUUGUCUGCGUAUAUGUGUGUAGUGUAAACGUUCAAAAAGUGCACACAUCAGAGAAGGGGGUGUGUUAUAUACAAAGUGUACCACUUUCUCAACAGUGAACAGAAAUCAGCCUUUCUCAGGGUUUAAUGUUAGAUGCGUGGAGGACAAAGGAAUACCAAUAGCUCAGGCCUCUCACCGCGAAAGUUUCCAUAAAGAAAAAUCUGUUCAGCAAAGUCACUGGAUUUCACUUCUGUCAGCGCGACUGCACCAGCUGCCAAAGAUCACGGUGAUACAACUCUCUUUUUCGAAGUGCCCGCAUGCUGGCAGAGGGCGGGGCCAAUUGCUAAUCGGCCGAGAUGUACUACUAGUAUUGUAUUAUGACAGCUACUAUUAGAUAAACGUACUAACGGAGGGGAGGUUGAACUUGUGCGGCAGUCCACAGCUGUGCUGUGGCUUUUGGUCAACGCGUUAGAUCUCUCUUACAAUGCACCUGUUUCACUGUGAAGAGUGAAUGUAAUUUAAUCUGUUGAAAAAUCAAGGUUGGUUCUAUCAGACCUAUAAGCUGCUAUGAGACAUGUUAGGAACAUUCCACUGGGGAGUUAAAAACAAACUAAAAUGGCCAAAUGUCUGCAUGAAAUUAUUUUUUUACUCAUUUUGUUUUUGAUCGGGUGAGGUCGGGAUCUUAGAAACAGCAUACGACUGGUCCUACGAUUAAAUUCUUGAGCCAUUUGUCAGCGCAUGUACCUCAUGGAGUUUUUUUUUUUA